Molecule: messenger RNA, 1586 nt
Organism: Tribolium madens (black flour beetle)
Lineage: Eukaryota; Metazoa; Arthropoda; Insecta; Coleoptera; Tenebrionidae
Exons: 4
Coding region: 188-1471 (427 amino acids)
Source: RefSeq, a predicted model, not a curated record
CACGAACCGGCAAUCUAGAAUUUCAAAGAACCAAUCCUUAAACGCUAGUAUACCGUUCGGAUGUGCGGCCGAGAGUCGUGCCGGUUUUUCCGUGAAAAAUGCCAAACGCAUCAGUGAAAGUGUGCAUUUGAUGCGACGAAGAAAGAAAUUUUUUGUGUACCUGAGGUGUUCCUAAAAAACCGAAAAAAUGUGCAGAGUUGCUAUCUUUGCUUGUGUGCUUUUACUAGUCAGUUCCGAAGACGUCCUCAUACGGACCACCGAUUCUUCCUUAAUCAGCGCCACUACAGGACUAUGUGGCUCUGAUGCAGAAAUAGAAUUGACCAAAUCGGGAGAGACAUCAACAAUGACAGUCACGUUGUCUCCCUUCGAACACAACAGCGUAUGCAAAAUGCGCGUCAAGGCCCCCUCGACCCACGUGGUCUAUGUACAGUUUGUGGAGCCCACCCCUGAGAUAAAACGCGCUCUCAAACUCAAUACCACCACCAAUCACCCCCCUUGCGUGAUGAGCUUCUUUCUGCCAGAAAACCCACGAGUGCCAGUCUGGAAAGGCGAUCCGUGUUCCGAAAACGCCUUGACAGAAGUGGAUCUGCUCACUCCCGAUUUCAAAAUCGUCUGGAACCCUCCAGCAAAUCCGGCGUUUACCAAAGGAAGAAAAUUCGUCCUGACGGCAGUAGGACAAGGUCAAGUGUGCAAAGAAGAAGGCCAACACACCUGCAUGAGGAUAGGAUGGGAUCCUAUGAUGUGCGUUGCGGAUAACCUCCUCUGUAACGGCUUCCCAAACUGUCCUAAAAGUUCCACAACGAGCGACGAGGACGAAAAACUUUGCAAAAAGAGUUUCUUCGCUCCAACGUCCUUAGAACAGUUAGCUGUGGAGUUAUUCAAAAAGUGGAAACCGCCAGAGUUGGGCAACAAAUGGCUUCAUGAGAAAUUAGACAACGCCUCUCCCACUCCGCCCCAGCGCAAACCCUUCAUCAGUUGGAGGGAGUGGCAAGAUGUGAGAAAACACGACAGCACAACCACGCCUACUCCGGAACAGACUACGCCCAAGAAACCGCCCAAAGCAACAGAUUCAAUCUCGCAGGUCUUGUCCAAGUACGGACCGUGGGGGUAUUUGAUGUUGGGGAUGUUGAUUUGUGGAACUGUUUUGAUGUUCUGUGGUUUGUGGGAGUGUUGUUUCAAGAAACCAAAGACUGAGAUUGAACCGCCGGUGACUCAGACUCAACCUACAACAGUGUUAAUAAUUAAUCAGGAAGAAGCAAAUCCGAGUCCACCGAACUACGACGAACUUGACCAACCGCCUUCUUACACUACUCUCUUUCCGAAUUUUAAAGUGAUUCGAAAUCCUGAUGAUAGUGGGCAUAGCACGAACAAUUGCCAAGUGCAGGAGCACAAUACGAACUCUUGUAAUGUACAACAAGACAGUACGAACUCUUGUGAUGAUGAAAAUAUGCAAAGUGUUAACGAAACCUAAUGCCUAUCAAAGACUUUAGGAAUUUAUGUAUUGUGAUAAUUAAUUCUCGACUGACUGAGUUUAACGCAACUGAACUUUUUUAAUAAACCGUGUAAAAGUUUCUAUUUAUUUAAAA